AUGGACGAGACCUCAGCAAAAGCCCUCGUUACCAGAGGGAACGGGAACGGCAUUGUCCUGGGCCCGCUGAUCAUGGGUGUCAUCAUCGACGCCGUCUUCCUCGGUAUCCUUCUCUCCCAGUUCACCCAUUGGUACAACCAGUCUCGUUUGCUCGACCGAUGGCUCGUCCAGGCUGGUGUGGUCUUCUACGCCGAACGUGCCUUUAAGAUUGCCGGUCGCAGUAGAUACGUCGUCUUCAUCGUUGCCCUGCCCAUCGUGGCCUCUGUUGCCGGUGCCCUCGGUAUCCUCGUCGAGGGUCUCCGCUCCAACGUCAUUAACACGACGGCCGCCACUUGUGUUGCCGAUGUCAUCAUUACCACCGUCGUGAUGUGGGGUCUUCUGCACCAGCGUUCCGACUACGAGGAGACCUCGAAGCUUGUCAAGCGUCUGCUUAGGAUUGCAUGCGAGUCGCAGCUUCCCCCUACCAUCAUUGCUCUUGCCAACCUUAUCGACUUCGCCAUCCAGGGUGGUACUUACUACGGCGUCUUCUUCGAGAUGAUCCAGGGAAAGAUCUACGUUAUCGGUAUGCUCUACGUGCUCAACUCUCGCUUCUACAUCAACCGUGACAUGGACGACGGCACCUGGGCUGCCCAGACCAACUACCAGAGCCAGUUCCAGUCGGCCGGCCCCUUCCAGCCCCCUACCCAGCAGCAGUACUCGCUCAAGUCGCAGCGCACGCGUCUCAACGGCCCCGCCACCAUCCACGUCCAGACCGAGACGUAUGUCGAGUCGCACACCAUUGCGCCCAUGCACGAGAUCAAGAUGGAGCCCAAGCUCCGCGACGCCUCGCUCUCGGGCACCGACUCGAACCGUACCUGCGACGUCGACGUCGGGCCGCUCAGCCAGAGUGUCGUCGGCCUCACGACCAACAUGGAGACCGAGCCCCAACCCGCUCCCAAGCAGAGCUGGCAUCUCAACUCAUUCGCCAUGGGUAUGGCCUAA
This is a messenger RNA of Vanrija pseudolonga, 981 nucleotides long. RefSeq lists its product as uncharacterized. The record is from RefSeq and is a predicted model, not a curated record. Bases 1 to 981 code for a protein of 326 amino acids. The transcript is spliced from 7 exons. NCBI's taxonomy places the organism in Eukaryota, Fungi, Basidiomycota, Tremellomycetes, Trichosporonales, Trichosporonaceae.